Mauremys reevesii (Reeves's turtle) is the source of this 2128-nucleotide messenger RNA. RefSeq names its product FH2 domain-containing protein 1-like. Lineage: Eukaryota; Metazoa; Chordata; Testudines; Geoemydidae. The record is from RefSeq and is a predicted model, not a curated record. The coding region runs from base 121 to 1860 and encodes 579 amino acids. The transcript is spliced from 10 exons.
UCCCUGCCUGUGGCCCCCGUUUCCCCAGUCCCCACGUCCGUGGCCCCUGCUCCCCCAGUCCCCCCACCCCUGCCCGGGGCCCCUGCCCCUGGAAUCCCCCCGCCCCCAGGGCACGCGCUGAUGCCCGCCCCACGCCGCAGCAAGCUGCGCAGCUUCCACUGGACAGUGAUCCCGGCGGAGCGGGUGCGCGGGCGCCCCAGCGUGUGGACGGCCAGCAGCCGGCAUGACCGCACCCCCCUGGACGUGGCGCACCUGGAGGAGCUGUUUGGGGAGCAGCCGGGCUGGGGCCCACGGGGGCCCUUGCUGCUGGGCCGGCCCCAGGGCCAGGUCUCUCUCCUCGACUCAAAGAAGAUCCUGAAUCUGGAGAUAUUUCUGAAGCAGUUUAAGAGGCCUGUGCAGCAGAUCGUGGCCGAUCUCCGGGCUGGCGCUGGUGCCCUGUACGGGGCUGAGAAGCUGCUGGAGCUGUGCAAGAUGCUGCCCGACGCAGACGAGCAGGUCAAAACCCUGAGGGCGUUCCAGGGCCCCUGGAGCCAGCUCUCGGACGCCGAGGCCUUCUCGCUGCUGCUUGUGGGGGUUCCCAGCUACGCCCGGCGCCUGGAGCUGCUCGUCCUGAAGGAGGAGUUUUUCCCCCAGCUCAACUCGCUGAAAUCCUCCAUCCAGAUCUUGACUGAGGCGGCUCGGGAGCUGCUGGGCUGUGAGGAGCUGCACAUUGUCAUCCGCCUGGUCCUGAGAGCUGGCAACUACAUGAACACGGGAGGCUACGCUGGCCAUGCCGCAGGCUUCCGGAUGGCCUCUCUCCUCAGGCUGGCAGACACCAAGGCCAACAAGCCAGGCGUGGACCUGCUGCACUUUGUGGCCAUGGAGGCUGAGCGGAAGGACAGGAGCCUGCUGGAUUUCCCAAGCAAACUGGAGCACGUGGGGCUGGCAUCACGGAUCCAGGAGCAGGAGGUGGCAUCGGAGCUGCAGGGCCUGGGGGAACGCCUGGCGGGGGCCCGCAGCAGCCUGCCGGAGCUGGGCCCGGGGCAGCUGGAGCCCUUCCUGCAGCUGGCGCAGGCGGAGCUGGGCACGGUGCAGGCGGAGCUGGAGCGGCUGCGCCAGGACACGGCCGCGCUGCGCGACUUCUACUGCGAGGACGAGGCUCUGUUCUGCCUGCAGGAGAUGUGUGCCGUGCUGCACGCCUUCGGGGGGCGCUUCCGGACGGCUGUGCAGGAGAACCGUGCACGGGAGCAGGCCGAGCAGCGCCGGCAGCAGCUGGAGCGACAGCGGCAGGAGAAGCGCCGCUCCAUCGCCACGUGCUCGGCGCAGGAGCCGGAGCUGCAGGACGUGGAGCUCGAUUUCCUGUUGAUGCGCACGCCCCAUCUGUGCCGCCGGAGCCGCACCCCCCGGGGUCCCCGUACCGGGCCCUGCGGCAGCCUGGACUUGGGGGCCGGGGUGCGCCCCGACCAGGCUGCCCUGCCGGAGCCCUCAACCAGGGAGACCGGCCAGGGCCGCCUAAGCCGGCGCCACACACUCGCCAUCCUCCCAGCCCACCCCGAGCCCCAGGACUCCCUGGGCCCAGCGCCUGCCCCCCCACCAGGGCUCCCUGCCACCCCUGUGGGCAGGAAAGGGGGCCUCAUGGCCUGGCUCCCUGAACGGCUCCCGUCCCCUGGGGCCUCGCCAAAGGCCGUGGGCUGCUCCCUCGACACCUCACCCUCCCGCUCUUUCCCCAGCCUCUUCCGUAAGAAGGCUCCCUCCCCGGGGGCUGAGGGGCAGGCUGGCCCUGUCUCCCCCACGGCCUCACCCAAGGGCGUCUCCACCCUCGCUGGUUUCUUCUGGCGCCUCAGCUUGGCCGAGAAGCCGCUCAGGCCCUCCCAGAGCUGAGGGGGUGGCAGUGCCCGCCCCUCCUGGCCCAGGGUGCAAGGCUGCCUUGCGGCUAUAACGGGGAGACUGCUGGGGGGCCCAUGCUCCUGCCCCCCAAUGCCAUGGUCAGGGCCUGGGGACUUUGGUCCCCACCCUCCCCUCAGGGUGCCCUGGCCUGUGCCUUGGGCCUCCUGCCGGGCACCAUCAGCCGCUCGGCCAUUUUAACUGUCCCUGUCAGCACCCUUUGCUGGUUGCUGGGUUUGUUUGUUAAUAAAUCACGAGGAACAUG